AUUCAAAGAAGGAAAAUUUUGUCGAGAAUAUUUUAAAAUUUUUUUUGAAAUCUUAUCAUGCCUCUUGAUUUAAGGCCACCAGAAUCCGUUCGUGAAAUGAAACAAUUAGAUCACAGUGCGUUUCAAAGGAAAAUCGGUGUCCCUGGCCUGAAAGUGGAUGCUAAACAUUGCUCUGUCCUUUUGAAACAGCUCAACAAAUGUUUGUUAAAUCAACCAAAAUUAAAAAACAUUGUGGCUGAUCCUGGAGGGGAUUUGAAGAAGAAAAUAGUUUUGUUAAAUACAGAAGUUUUACUGAACGAAGAACAAGAGGAGUUGUUAAAAAGCUGUAAUUGCGAGAGGGUAAGAUAUGAGUUGAGUUUGGGGUACGAUUACUGGAGCUCUGAUCAAAUUCUCAGAGCUGUGCUGCCAGUUGAUAUUGGUGAAGUUACUACAGCCUUUGAAAGUGUGGGUCAUAUUGCACAUAUGAACUUGAGGGAAUGUCAGUUGAGUUACAAAAAGUUAAUUGGUCAGGUUAUUUUGGACAAAAACUUGCCUCAAAUCAAAACCGUUGUAAACAAGGUGAACUCUAUCGACGAGACGUACAGAUUCUUUCAAAUGGAAUUACUGGCUGGAGAAGACGACAUGGUCGCCACGGUGAAGGAAAGGGGUUGUAGUUUCACUUUCGAUUUCUCCAAAGUUUACUGGAACUCGCGUCUGCAAAACGAACACAAACGGCUGGUUGACAUCUUCCAAAAGGAUGAGGUCAUUUGCGACAUGUUCGCCGGGGUGGGACCGUUUGCGAUUCCCGCCGCGAAAAAGGGUUGCGUGGUUUAUGCUAAUGACCUAAACCCCAAAUCCUUUGCGGCAUUGGUUAAAAAUUGCCAGGUGAAUCGUGUUGAGAAGUAUGUGCAUUGUUUCAACAUGGAUGCGCGGGAAAUUUUGAAACAUUUGCUGCAGAAAGACAGAAGAUUGUGUUUUGAUCAUGUGAUUAUGAAUCUCCCGGCAACCGCGGUCGAGUUUUUAGACGUUUUUAGAGGACUUUACAGGAUCGUGAAACCACUAGAGGUGGGUGAUGAGACUGGGACUGGAGUCGAAUCUACCACAAAGCUUCCCAGGGUGCAUUGUUAUUGUUUUUCGAAGGCAGAAGAUCCGGUUCUCGACACAAAGUUGCAGGUUUCGUCGAGGUUAGGAGUGGUGGAGUUGGAACAUUGUGAGGUCCAUAACGUACGGAGUGUAGCUCCGAAGAAAAUGAUGAUGUGCGUGUCGUUUCGACUGCCGCAAGAGGUGGCAUUUGAUGAGCACGAUUGCGGUGGAAGUGCAAGAAAGAGAGAUCAGAGCGAGGAAGGUGUAACAAGUGAUGAAUUUACGAAACGGGCGAAGGUUGUAUAGGAGAGCGUAUAUGUAUAUUAAUACAAGACGCAACCAUAGACCCAGUUUUUUUGGAAGGGUGAGAAAAGCUUGGUGCAUGGGAGUGCAUUGUGAAAAAAAUAACCGAGGCAUGGUUCCUCCAUCAUCCACUAAAUAUAUGUGAUGAACAAUUUUUAUUUGGUACUGAAUUUAUGAUCACUGAUCUCAGUGUCUUUUUAAAGAUUAGUCUUACUCCGCAUUAAAGAAUACUUCUGAUGAACGCUGUUA
Molecule: messenger RNA, 1614 nt
Organism: Dendronephthya gigantea
Lineage: Eukaryota; Metazoa; Cnidaria; Anthozoa; Malacalcyonacea; Nephtheidae
Product: tRNA (guanine(37)-N1)-methyltransferase-like
Exons: 3
Coding region: 58-1368 (436 amino acids)
Biological process (GO): tRNA N1-guanine methylation; mitochondrial tRNA methylation
Cellular component (GO): cytoplasm; mitochondrial matrix
Source: RefSeq, a predicted model, not a curated record